AAACAACCUCUCUACCUCCCAAGGUAAGGUUAAGGUCUGCAUACGCUGUUGUUGUUGUCCUCUAUGACGAUUUGAUCUCUAUUAGAGGACACACUUUUCUUAUAACAGUAGUUCUUCUAGAUAAUGGUGGUAGUAAGAAUUGAACCUAGGAUCUCUCCCUUCUCUUAUGACAUGUUUGAUUAUGUGAUUAUAUCAUCUAAAAGCAGCUUAAACUAUUAUACAGGACACAUUUUUAUUUACUUAAUUAUAUGUUCAACUUUCUCAUUUAUCUCUUUGGUUAGUUCAUGAGUAGGUUUAAUGUGUUUGUGUAUUUUCUUAACAGAGGGAAGAUAGUUGAUGAUAGUUGAUAGUUUUAUCAGAUAAUGGAAUUUAGGUCUUCACUGACAUGUUUUUAUAUUUGAGUUGGAUUGGAGCGGCUUGCAAUAUUGAGAAUUUGGUGUGUAAAGAAGGCCAGUAGUGGCAUUUAUUUGUGUUGGCACUCUGUCUUCUGAUGUAAAGAGGGUGGUUGGAAUUUGCAAAAUGGUUGUCAUUCCGGUCCUUGGUCAACUUGCUGAUGAGUAUGGGCGUAAACCUUUACUCCUUUUAAUCGUAUCUACCGCUAUUUUUCCCAGUGCUAUAUUGGCUAUAGAUGAUUCAAAAGGAUUUGUCUAUGCUUAUUAUGUGCUGCGGAUAAUUUCUCAUAUCAUGAGUCAAGGAAGUAUUUUCUGCAUUUCUGCUGCUUAUGCAGCAGAUAUUCUUGAUGGUAGUAGCAGGGCUGCAGCUUUCGGGUGGAUGCACGGAAUUUUAUCUUUAUCUCAUGUUUUGGGGAACCUCCUUGCCCGUUUACUUCCUGGAACCUACAUAUUCGAGGUUUCGGUGGCACUCUUGAUCAUUGCUCCGAUGUACAUGAUAUUUUUUCUUACCGAGACAGUUAAGCCAACUCCAAACCUUAACCAACAUUCACGUUGGUCAAGCAAGGUGUACAAAAUUAUUCAGGAUCGACAUAGCUCAAUGAGAUACGCAUUACACGUGGUAACAAGCAGUUCAACUCUCAAGUGCAUUUGUCUUGUUUCGUUCUUCUAUGACAUGGGAAUGUCUGGUAUCAGCAGUGUGUUAAUGUACUAUCUGAAGUCAGCUUUUAAUUUCAACAAGAACCAAUUCUCAGAAAUUCUAGUGAUGGUGGGAGUAGGUUCAAUAAUCACUCAGAUGCUGGUUUUUCCUGUUGUCAACCCAUUAGUUGGAGAAAGAGUGGUACUCAGAAUAGCCUUGCUAGCAUCAAUCACAUAUGCAUUGCUCUACGGCUUGGCAUGGGCAUCGUGGGUGCCUUACUUUGGUGCUUUAUUUCGGAUGGUUUAUAUCCUUGAGCGCCCUUCUACUAAUGCUAUUGUAUCUAAAGCAUCAAGCCCAAACGAUCAGGGAAAAACUCAAGGAUUAGUUGCUGGAGCGGAAGCGAUUGGAAGUUUUUUAGCCCCUCUUGUAAUGAGUCCGUUGACCUCUUGGUUCUUGUCUAGCAAUGCACCUUUCAACUGCAAAGGCUUCAGCUUGAUUUGUGCUGCUUUUGCUUUGGCGAUGGCAUUUUAUUUUGCUUGGAUACUACCAGAAGCACCAUCAGUCCAAGACGAAAAUGCAGAAAGAGCGCCACUUCUAGCAUAAAAAAUGUGAGAGCUAACGUACGGAUGGUAUGCGGGGCAGAUGUAGGUUCAGACAAGGGGGAAAUAUGACAAAACCAACAUUUUUUAGUUAGAUAUGAACUGUUGAAUUCUCUUUAACAUAAGGGAAGAUUCUAGUUGAGUGACAAAUGAGAAAUUGCAAGGUCACAUGUUCAGAUUAUAGGUGUGAGUGUGUGACAUCCAAGCUAGUUUUUAUUUUUUUUUAUUUUUUAUAUGAGGGUAUGUACAGAAUUAAUAUUGUAAAUGUUCUGUACCUUGUGUAAUUAUAUUGAGACUGUUUGGAUUGAAAGGAAA
This is a messenger RNA of Lycium barbarum (goji berry), 1943 nucleotides long. RefSeq lists its product as uncharacterized. Bases 520 to 1632 code for a protein of 370 amino acids. Lineage: Eukaryota; Viridiplantae; Streptophyta; Magnoliopsida; Solanales; Solanaceae. Gene Ontology annotation, molecular function: transmembrane transporter activity. The record is from RefSeq and is a predicted model, not a curated record. Gene Ontology annotation, biological process: transmembrane transport. The transcript is spliced from 14 exons.